Molecule: messenger RNA, 2767 nt
Organism: Otolemur garnettii (small-eared galago)
Lineage: Eukaryota; Metazoa; Chordata; Mammalia; Primates; Galagidae
Product: ATP-dependent zinc metalloprotease YME1L1-like
Exons: 17
Coding region: 1-2712 (903 amino acids)
Biological process (GO): mitochondrion organization; protein quality control for misfolded or incompletely synthesized proteins
Cellular component (GO): mitochondrial inner membrane
Molecular function (GO): metalloendopeptidase activity; ATP-dependent peptidase activity; ATP binding
Source: RefSeq, a predicted model, not a curated record
AUGACUAGGAUGACGAGUGAGACCACAGCCCCACGGUGGCAGACGUGCUCACCAGCAGCGGCGCGGAUCCGGACCUCGACAGCUCAUCCGCGCCGGGCAGAGGCACUGCCGGCGGCUACCGUCAGUCUCGCGCUCCGACCCGUCCUGGGCUCUUGCGGGUGCACGAAGCCCCCGCAGCACAGUUCCCGGGAAGGCACAGAUCCUGGGGGCGCCGGGGGGGAUGCCAAGUACGGGGGCACUUCCUGGCUCGACGCCACGAGCUCCCAGUACUUCCUGCUCAACGGCCAACAGCUUUUCCAACCGCCUCCCGGUACCCUCGAGGACGCCGUCGCCAUCCGAGAUAAACCCGGCCUUUGGGAGUAUGGGCAGCAAAGGGCACGUGGUGUGUGCGGGCUGGCUCUGGCUAGCGACCCCGGAGGCCUUGAAGCCCAUUCGACGUCGUCUGGGGAUCCCGGAGCUCAUCCUUUGCGGUCUCAGGCUCAGAUUAGGUGGGACGUGAUCUCCGGAGGAAAGAAAGCCCAGCGGGAAGGUCCCAGUCGCAGCUCUGCGCCUCCGGGGCACCCGUGCGCGCGGAAAUUUGCUAGCUGCGCCCUGUGCCCCUCCCGGUCCCCUUCUGCCUUCCGCUCUGCCUCCCAGAGCCCGGCCGUCUCAGAAGAGCCGGCAGAGAACGAUAGACGGGGCUGCGUCCCCACCGCAGCUGGGACUUUUUUCUGCUCCACAACUGACGCCCGGUCCGGGGUCUGGAAGGGUUUCCACGUGGACGAACCCUUCUUGGAACGUCGAGGGAAGUCCCAAGGCUCUGGCCAACCCUUUGACCCGUGUUUCCGUGGCGACCGUGGAGUUGGGGACCGUACAGAAAUCCUUUCCUUUCCCGCCUUGACACUCCCUUGUUCCAGACCCCGUGAGAAGUCACAUGAACAACGAGCAAAACAUAUCCGGAAAACUCGUGUGCACAAGCAUAAGGAGCCAGCAAAAACUUUCUUGAGGUCUCUUUUAAAGCUAAAGAUUCAAACUAUUCUUCAGGGAAGGAGAUUGGAGGCCUGGAAGGAAUGCUGGUUUGUCCUGUGGGAGGGCAAGACAAUCGGUGGCCUGGAUGUUCUGCAAUACCAUCAGAAUGAUCAUGAUUCAAAGCCCCUGGGGAGUAUCAACCUGCAAUCCUGUGAGCAGGUGGACGUAGACGUGACCCGGAAGGAGCUGCACGGGAAUUACAUGUUCGACAUCAAGACCAGUGAGCGCACCUUCUACCUAAUGGCUGAGACAUGGGAGGAAAGGAACAAGUGGGUGCAGAAUAUCGCCCAGAUCUGUGGCUUCACGGAGAUUGAGAAGACCACAGUCCGCUUCCGGACAAAAAGAUGGUUUGAUUCUGCAUGGGUUGAUCCUGUCUAUAUGAAGAAUGUCUCCUUUGAACAUGUAAAGGGAGUGGAUGAAGCUAAACAAAAAUUACAAGAAGUUGUUGAAUUCUUGAAAAAUCCACUAAAGUUUACUGUGCUUGGAUGCAAACUUCCAAAAGGAAUUCUUUUAGUUGGACCACCAGGGACUGGAAAGACACUUCUUGCCCAAGCUAUGGCAGGAGAAGCUGAUGUUCCUUUUUAUUAUGUUUCUGGAUCAGAAUUUGAUGAGAUGUUCCUGGGUUUGGGAGCCUGCCGUAUCAGAAAUCUUUUUAGGGAAGCGAAAGCAAAUGCUCCUUGUAUUGUAUGUAUUGAUGAAUUAGAUUCUGUUGGUGGGAAGAGAAUUCAAUCUCCAAUGGAUCCAUAUUCAAGGCAGACUAUAAAUCAACUUCUUGCUGAAAUGGAUUGUUUAAAAUGCACUGAAGGAGUUAUCAUCAUAGGAGCCACAAACUUCCCAGAGGCAUUAGAUAAUGCUUUCAUUCAUCCUGGUCGUUUUGACAUGCAAGUUACAGUUCUAAGGCCAGAUGUAAGAGGUCGGACAGAAAUUUUGAAAUGGUAUCUCAAUAAAAUAAAGUUUGAUGAAUCUGUUGAUCCAGAAAUCAUAGCUCAAUGUACUGAAGGCUUUUCUGGAGCAGAGCUGGAGAAUCUUGUGAACCAAGCUGUACUACUGGCAACUGCUGAUGGAAAAGAAAUGGUUUCCAUGAAGGAACUAGAGUUUUCCAGAGACAAAAUUAUAAUGGGCCCAGAAAGGAGAAGUGUGGAAAUUGAUAACAAAAACAAAACCAUCACAGCAUAUCAUGAAUCUGGUCAUGCUAUCAUUGCAUGUUAUACAGAAGGUGCAAUGCCUAUCAACAAAGUUACAAUUGUUCCACGAGGGUCAAUACUUGGAGAGGUCUCCCUGUUGCCUGAGAAUGACAAAUGGAAUGAGAGUAGAACCCAUCUACUUGCACAAAUGGACGUUAGUAUGGGAGGAAGAGUAGCAGAGGAGCUUAUAUUUGGAAUUGACUAUAUUACAACAGGUGCUUCUAUUGAUUUUGAUUAUGCAACUAAAAUAGCGAAACGAAUAGUUACCAAAUUUGGAAUGAAUGAAAAGCUUGGAGUUGGGACCUACAGUAAUACAGGGACACCGAGUCCAGAAACUCAAUCUGCUAUUGAACAAGAAAUAAGAAUCCUUCACAGGGACUCAUAUGAACGAGCAAAACAUAUCCUGAAAACUCAUGCAGAGGAACAUAAGAAUCUGGCAGAAGCUUUAUUGACCUAUGAGACUUUGGAUGCCAAAGAGAUUCAGAUUGUUCUUGAGGGGAAGAAAUUGGAAAUGAGAUGAUAACUCUCCUGACAUGGAUGCAUUGCCAGUUUUAUUGCAAGAAUAUAAGUAACAU